AUGUGUUGGGUUUUGCCUAGGGAAUGGAUCGUGGCCAGGAACAACGAGCUUUUCGACGGUGGCUUCGACGUCCGCGACAUGACCUACCGUCACGGAGGAGAUUUCGCGGGCAUGACGCAGAAGCUCCACUACAUCAAAGGCCUAGGCUGUCGCGGAGUCUGGAUCUCGCCAAUCUUCCAGAACGGCUUCAACAGCUACCACCAGUACGCCCAGCUGGACUUCACAGCACUGGACAAGCGUCUGGGCACUCUGGAGGAGCUGCGCGAGCUGACGACCACGGCGCACGACCUUGGGAUGUACGUCAUCGUGGACGUGGUGAUGAACCACAUGGCCAAUGAGUUCUACUUCGAGGGCCACGAGGAGAGUGAGGCGCCCUGGCGCUUCCACGAGAAUUACAACGCCCGAGAGUAUCAGCUCUUCCCGCGAAAAGCGCAAGAAAUGCUGCAUGACACGCCCAAAGGGAAGCAGCCCUACGUCGACUUCUACUACGACAACAACUGGGAUCCGAACGCAACGUACAACGGCACACUGUACGGCCGCUAUGGCGAAUGGGUCGACGACGACGGCUCGCUGGGCCUAGGGACCUACAUCGACUCGGACUUCCAUCACAACGGCGAUCUGAGCGACUACUUCGAUCCCUGGCAGAUCAACUACGGCAAGAUCUACGGCACCAUGGACGACCUGAGGCUUGAGCACGAGCGGGUGCAGAAGAAGUACAUUGCAAUGACCAAAGCCCUGAUCUCGAGCGCAGACAUCGAUGGCUUCCGCGUGGACACGCCGAUGCAGGCGUUCUUGGUUCGGAACCAGUAUGUAAACUGGGCGGCCCUGAUUUUGCGUCGGAGAAUCAGAUUGCCAGGUGCUCGACUCGUGUGCUUGAUGUGUGUGCGAACAUGCCCCCAGAACCGAUCGAUGAUCUGCGUUCCGGACUUGACCUUGAGAGUCUUUUUGUUGGGCAGCUUGAGAUUGUACACUUUGGUGUAG
Molecule: messenger RNA, 981 nt
Organism: Symbiodinium natans
Lineage: Eukaryota; Dinophyceae; Suessiales; Symbiodiniaceae
Source: the annotation of a GenBank genome assembly